AUGUUCCAUCCCUUGGUCCAGUUUUCUAAGGUGUCAAUGCCGUACACGGCUGCGCAGUCGGAGGCCUUCAGGAGGAGCAGUAAGGUCUCCCGAUCGCCCAUAGUGCGGGAACUCCUAGAAGAUGGGCGGAGCCCUGGGUCAAGCUCUACGCCGCUCCCCAAGAGGACUCAGGAUCCUGCGAGCCCGACCAGCUCGCAUAGAACUACGCCGGCCAAUAGAAGCGCGGCGUCAGAGGAGGCAGCCAGCCUGCAGGAUCUCCAGGAGCUGGGGAAGCUGUUGCAGGAAGUCUCCACGAAGAUGAUGGAUAAGACGACGCGCCACAUUACCGUCUCCACGAGGGAGCUGUUUUCCAAAAUGAAGGCGCUUCAUGCGAGCAUUCUUGCGGCGAGCAGAGCGGCAGCCGCGGGUGCCAAAGAAAGGCAGGAGAGCGAGGUCUGGACCAGUCUGUGCCCAAAAUGCGCCCAGAGCACACGCAGCGCCGACAAGGAGCAGCAGACUACGACCGUCGGGAAGCAGGAGGCUACAGCCCAAAAAGAGCCCUGGCGUAGGCUUCGUCAGCCAAACUGGCCGGAACUACCCGCACCCGUGCGGUGCCCGCGGAGGCACACACCGCCAUCCUCGAGAACCCCGCAAAGCCCACUGGUGAAUGGAGGUUGUGGGACCUGUGUCUUCAAGGUUCGGCGCACCAACAACGGCAACCUGCUCCUAGAGGUGGCCAAAGGGAGUGUUGAGAGCGCCGAGGACAUGAAGGAGAGCAUCGAGAGGGGAGCUCGGUGA
Molecule: messenger RNA, 777 nt
Organism: Drosophila kikkawai
Lineage: Eukaryota; Metazoa; Arthropoda; Insecta; Diptera; Drosophilidae
Source: RefSeq, a predicted model, not a curated record